UAGUGGCGUAUAGGAAGCCACAGAAGUCUCUUUUCUGUAGCAGACUGUGAAGAACCCCAGGAAACUGAACACUGAGCCAUCACUUCUUUUGAGACACCUCCACCCACUUAUGAGAACAACAGCAGUCACUUGUCGCUGACCUGAGCCGUCUUGCUGAAAAGACCUUCUUCACUUUUUUACCUUCUUUCCUGGAGCUUAGCUGGCUGCAAAGAUGCCUCUGCUAGAAGCAGUCAUCUUCUCCUUCCUCUGGGCAGCUGGCCUUGGACAGUUCAGGUUGGAGCAACCUGAAAUAUCAGUUUCCAAGGAAAGAGGGAAGAGUGCUCUUAUAAGUUGUAAAAUGCUCACGGGAGACUUUAGCAAUAAAUGGAUAUUCUGGUACCAGCAGAAACCAGAUCAGAAUAUAGAAUAUAUCAUGUACGUCUACUCAGUAACAACCCCGAAUCAGCUUACUGUAGGUGGGAAGAACAAAUAUGAAGCACGUAAAAAUUCUCGCACUUCCACCUCAACCUUGAAAAUCAACUUUCUGGAGAAAGGAGAUGAGGCCACGUACUACUGUGCCUCCUGGGUGAACCCACAGUUAUGGGUGAAAAUCUUUGGUGGUGGAACAAAACUCAUCGUCACAGGUAGUGAUAAAAGACUUGAUGGAGACUUUUCUCCCAAGCCCACUGUCUUUCUUCCUUCGGUUGCCGAAAUAGAGCACCAUAAAGCCGGGACAUAUCUCUGUCUCCUUGAGAAUUUUUUCCCAGAUGUUAUUAGGGUAGACUGGAAAGAAAAGAAUGACAACCAGAUCCUAGAAUCUCAGCAGGGAAAUACCCUAAGGACUGAUAAGACGUACAUGAAAUUCAGCUGGUUGACCGUGACUGAAAAUUCCAUGGAUAAAGAAUACAAGUGUGUCAUCAAACAUGAGUUCAAUGAAAGAGGAAUUGACCAAGAGAUUCUCUUCCCUUCAGUGAACAAAGCCAAAGAGUAUUUAUCAAACACCUUCUACAAGAAAAGCAGAGUGAGAAGAGAAGCAACUAAACAAGGACAGCAAAAUAUUCUUGAGUACACCACUCAGUUUGAUGAAAGUGAACAGGAGAAACAAAUGGAAGAACCUGUCUUAGACACAAUGGGGCAACAACUCAGCAGCACCUCCGCCUACUACGCCUACCUCCUUCUCCUUCUCAAGAGCACCAUCUACUUCGCCAUCACUGCCUUCAGUCUGAUUCGAACUACAUACACUGGCCCUGCUUUUAACCUAAACACUAAUCUCCAGACUCUAGACAUCUACAGUAUCAGAAUCAUGAUCAGUUACUGUUGUCAUAGCUGUGAGAUCACAUCUGGACUUUUCUCCACCUGGGCUGCACUCAGAGUCAUGCUGGGGCUCCUUGCUCUCCUGUGGGCCCUCCAGCUGCCCGGCAGCCAGGCAGCCAUCACCCUGGAGCAGCCUCUUGCGGUGCUGGGGCGCAGGGGCAGCUCUGCCAUCCUGCCCUGCACGGUCCACACCAAGGUCAGCUACAUCCACUGGUACCGCCACCAGGAGGGCAGAGCCCCCGAGAGACUCCUCGUAAUGGCCAUGCUCAAGUCAGAUGUGCGGUGGGAUUCUGUCCUGAAAGCAGAUAAAGUCACAGCGAUGGAGAGCAAGGAUGGCUCCAGCUGUACCUUGUCAGUGCUGAGGCUGGAGAAAAAUGAUGAGGGCAGGUACUACUGUGCCGCCUGGUAUCAGCACAGCCCUGCACACCCCACUGGCUCAGGUGCAAAAAAGAGCAAAUUGCCAAUACAUAAAAGUUUGAUUCCUAGUCCUGAUGUGACACUUAGAAGAAUACUGAGAUUUUGUAGAAGUAGAAGCCAGUGUGACAGCUCAGACUGGAUCAAGAUAUUCUCAGCAGGGACUAAGCUGAUAGUGAUGCCCUCUGAUAGAGGACUUGAUGGAGACUUUUCCCCCAAGCCCACUGUAUUUCUUCCUUCAAUUCAUGAACUAAACCAACAUAAGGCUGGAACAUAUCUUUGCCUUCUUGAGAAAUUCUUCCCAGAUGUUAUCAAAGUAGAUUGGAAAGAAAAGAACAGCAACAAGAUCCUGACAUCCCAACAGGGAAAUACCGUGAAGACUGGCGACUCAUACAUGAAAUUCAGCUGGCUGACGGCGACUGAAAAGUCAGGGUAUCAAGAACACAAGUGUGUUGUCAGGCACGAGUUUAAUGAAGGAAAAGCUGAUCAAGAGAUUCUUUUCCCUUCGAUAAAGAAAGUCAAGGAGUAUUUUUCAAACAUCGCCCAUGUGAAGCGUGUGAGAGGACCACACACUGGUCCUGAGUACACCACUCCAGUUGUUGAAUUUGAACAAGUGGAGCAAACUGAAGGACUCCAGGACCCAAUGCAGCUGCAAACCAGCACCACCACUGCCUACUACACCUACCUACUGCUCCUCCUCAAGACCUCCAUCUACUUUGCCAUCGGCAUCUUCUGUCUGUUGAGGACGACAGCAGUUGGUGGCAAUGGGAAGCAUUCAUAGCAAAUAGUCGCACAAUGGGGUGAACUCAUCUUUACUUCCUAAAAGUGUUUUUUGGGGAUCUAACUGAGCUUUCUGUUUUGUUGUGUGUUUUUUUUUUGCAUUAUUUCAGAUCAAGCAUGUGUAUUUUAAUGAUGUCAAUAUUGCAUAUAGAUUUUCAAACCACAAGCAAAAUGGAAAAACUUACUGUGCAGCCAAAAAGGAAUUCUUCAACUCCAUAAUUCUUAAAGAAUCAUCGCCAUAACUUCCUCCAGCCAACCCAAUUCAUUAAUCGUGUCUUCUGAGUAUAGAUAGACAGGUGGGAGUUUCUAGUCACAUCCCUUAGUGCUCUUGGGAGCAGUUAUUUUCCUUGAAAGUUGUCAUAGUACAUUUACUUUGUAGUAGCCAUCCUUGCUAUUUGAAUUCUUUAUUUUUUUUUUCAAAAUAGACACAGCAAAUAAAGAGCAAAAGUUUACU
Molecule: messenger RNA, 2941 nt
Organism: Erinaceus europaeus (western European hedgehog)
Lineage: Eukaryota; Metazoa; Chordata; Mammalia; Eulipotyphla; Erinaceidae
Exons: 14
Coding region: 212-2488 (758 amino acids)
Source: RefSeq, a predicted model, not a curated record